CGGCCACUUUGGACCCUGAGUUUUAAGUGACUGGGACUUGUGCUAGCAGCAUGCUUCGACGGACACCUCAACGUGGAGUGGUGGAGAUCCCCUAGACCCUGACGCAGCUGAAGAGAUGGUCUCUCUCAACUGCUCAGCCCACUUCAACAACAAUCGCUGAUGGUCUCCGUAGUAUCUUGGUUAAAUGCAAGGGUUGGGGUUGUGAUUCCAAAGAGGAUCAGAGUGAGGAUGGCGCCUUACGCCCUCUCGAUGACCGCUCCGAUAAGCGGUCUCACCAUCAAAGUACUGCUGUGGUGAGUCACACAAACAAGGAGUGAAGAUGUAACAGGAUCCAUAGCUGUAAACAACAUCCCGUUGUGAGAAGAAAAGAAAAGAAAAACGAAAAGGACCGCCGUUGAGUUGCCACUCCCAUCACCCGCAUCCGCCUCGCAAGGUGUUGUACAAGAUGGCCUCAUCAGACUCGGCCUACUCGCCAGCCCAGGUAGCCGAAUACCUCGAGUACAUCGGCCUACCCCAGACCUUCCACCCGUCCUCCAAGCCCACGCUGGACCUGGAUUACCUCACCACGCUCGUCACGCACCAGAUCACCGCGAUCCCCUACGAGAACCUCGCGAUCCACUACUCGGCCCAGCAUGCCGUCGACCUGGACCCGCAGGCCAUCUUCGCCAAGAUCGUGGCCGCCCGCCGCGGCCGCGGCGGCUACUGCAUGGAGAACUCGAUCCUGUUCCACCACAUGCUGCGCGCGCUCGGCUUCGCCGACGUCUGCUACCUGACCGGCGUGCGCACGCGGCCGCGCGUCGACGGCGUCCCGCAGGGCGACUCGUACACGGGCUGGGUGCACCUCGUCAACAUCGUCGCCAUCCCGGCGGGGGGCCGCCAGCCACCAUCCUCAUCCUCUUCAUCUUCAUCAUCAUCAUCCGUCAACAGAUACGUCGUGGACGUCGGGUUCGGCGGCGACGGCAUGACACUCCCCAUGCCGCUUGUCGACGGGCUGGUGCACCACAACUCGGUCGGCACGCAGCAGAUCCGGCUGGUUCGGGACUUCAUCCCCGACCAGCGCUUCCGGGACGAGAGUCGGGGCGCGCAGAAGAUGUGGAUCUACCAGGUGCGCAACGGCGGCGCCGAGCGGGAGUGGGUGAGCUUCUUUGCGUUCCAUGACCAGUUCGAGUUCACCGAGCCGGAUUUCGCCGUCGUCAACUGGUAUACCUCGCAGUCGCCCGAGAGCUUCCAGACCUUCACGCCGCUGGCCAUCAGGUUUGUGAGGGGCGCUGGGGGGGAGGAUGGGAGAAGACCCAAGGUCGUGGGGAAAGUGAUGCUCGUGAAGGGGGUGGUGAAGCGGAAUCUUACGGGCAAGACCGAGGUGGUGAAAGUGUGCGUGACGGAGAGGGAGAGGGUCGAGGCGUUGAGGGAGCACUUUGGGAUUCACCUGACUGAGGAGGAGGCGGAAAGCAUACGCGGGAGGCAGGUAGAGUUGCGUGGGCAGGCUGCGUAGACGGCUUGGGAUAUAAUGAAUGAAUAAACUACACCUUUCUAUACUUGCACUGUUCUGGAAUGGAUUCACUACCUAAGUAGCC
Messenger RNA from Chaetomium strumarium, 1574 nucleotides. RefSeq names its product arylamine N-acetyltransferase 2. Bases 446 to 1492 code for a protein of 348 amino acids. Gene Ontology annotation, molecular function: acetyltransferase activity. The transcript has a single exon. The record is from RefSeq and is a predicted model, not a curated record. Lineage: Eukaryota; Fungi; Ascomycota; Sordariomycetes; Sordariales; Chaetomiaceae.